This is a messenger RNA of Osmerus eperlanus (European smelt), 8898 nucleotides long. RefSeq names its product interphotoreceptor matrix proteoglycan 2b (gene impg2b). The record is from RefSeq and is a predicted model, not a curated record. The transcript has 21 exons. Gene Ontology annotation, molecular function: hyaluronic acid binding; heparin binding. The coding region runs from base 268 to 7716 and encodes 2482 amino acids. Gene Ontology annotation, biological process: visual perception. NCBI's taxonomy places the organism in Eukaryota, Metazoa, Chordata, Actinopteri, Osmeriformes, Osmeridae.
ACUUGGUUGGGAGAGCUGUCUUCCAGUUCUGCCAUGACCACUCUGUAAGGGGGAAUGGCACCGGAAAGAAAUUGAAGGAAUAAACCACUUUUGGACCAUGCGAUCGAACGAGUGGACUAUGCACCAAACCUGCACGUUGAUGUUCAGUUAAGGAGGAGAAAGGCCUAGGCUUUGAUUAUUGCAGCCCACUUUAUUACAAUGCCUUUUAUCUUUAGGACUAGCGCUUUGUGGGCUCUGUGGGGCAUCUUUCUGACGGGAUACAUUCACAUGGCAACAGAUGCAAGCCAUGGGAUUGCAGAGAAUGCCAUGACGACAAAUCAGGCGAAAUCUCACUACUCUUAUGGGAGUUCAAGCCAGCCGACCAUACCUAAAGGACUUCAGACUCAGUCCCUCAAGCAGUACGAAGGGAAAGGCGCCAUAUCUAGAAGAAAGAGAAAUAUUCUUUUCCCCAGUGGAGUCAGAUUAUGCACUCAGGACACUGUGGAGCAGGCCAUAGACAAUCAUCUUAAAUACUUCCAUCUUCGAGUUUGUCAGGAGACCGUAUGGGAGGCAUUCAAGGUGUUCUGGGAUCAUCUGCCAGAGAGGAAUGAGUACCAAGCCUGGGUUAACAAGUGCCAGGAUGGAUCUCUUACUGUUAUGGACAUAGGUGCCAAUUUCAGCCGAUCAGAGGAGCACAUCAACCUUGUUAGGAGUAGAGUGGCUUUGACUGCAGCUAGCAGUGAGCCCACCGGUUCAAGGUCCAACAUGUGCAGCUCUGAGGCCCCACCCACGGAUGAAGAAGCAUUCACUGCCCCAAAAGAAGAAGAAAUCAGUGUCGUGCCAGCAGACACAUUUACAACAAUGCGAGGUGACCACACAUCAGAAACCAGCACAGAAGUCACAGUUGGAGUCCUCAACACUGCUACUACUGACUUAUCAACUCAAGGGGUCACUGUGAUUGUCUCUCCAAGAAUGACUUCUUCUGAUGAAUUUACCACAGAUGCUACAAUCGUUCCACGAGAAACUACACCUACUGUACAGGCGAUUGGAGAGAACAUUACCCCAGGAGACACAGUUUGGGUGAUGGAUGAGAGCGAUGAUGAUAACGCUCAGGAGGACCAUGGAGAUACUGUUGAGGUGACAACACUUUUUGCAUCAGAUGAGACGCUGAAAAUCACAACAGAUUCCAUUGUUUCGGUCACCCACGCACUACCUGAUCAGGUCAGCCUUGAAGUCGAUGAAGAGGUGACCACAGACACCGCUGUUGACGUCGCCACGGACAACGAGGUGGAAUAUGCUCAAGCUGGCAGUGUGGAGGUUGUUGCCUCUGAGGCUACGGUUGAGGUUGCCCUGGAAACCACGAGCGAGGACACCGAUCCAGAGGGUGAUCAGGAGCUUACUUCGGAACCGUCUUUACAGGCGAGUACGAAAGCACCUUCGGAAGCUCCUGUAGAAGAUAUUCAUGACGUUGGUGCUGAAACCCCAGCAGCGACAUCUAACGAGGUUAUUUUAGAAUUCACAGAGGAAUUAAUUCCAGAAGACUUAUUGGAAGCCACUUCAGAGGCCCCUUCUGAGGCUGCUGUAGUGAUAAUCCCGGAGACCAAUGAUGAUCUUUCAGAGGAUAUUCAAGAGAUUAGUCCUGAAUCUUCUUUGGAGCCUUGGUCGGAGACUGCUUCUGACGGUACAACAUAUAUGCCUGAUGUGCAUAGUCCAGAAAUUGAACAGACUCCAGAGGAAACUACAGAGGUGGUACCAGAUACUGUUUUUGAAGCUGCAUUAGAAGACACUGUGGAGAUUAUUCCUGAUGUCACAUCUGAAAUACCAGAGACGUUAUUAGAACCCACAUCGGAAGAAAACAUCCAGGCGCUUCCUGAAGUUGUUCCCACAGAUCCUGCAGUGGAUGACAUCUCUCAGGAGGACAGCAAAGUUGCCACUGACCCGAUCCCAACAGUGUAUUUGAUCCCAGAGGAAGAUUUUGAGGCCCCAGAAGGUCCAUUAGAGAACUUGCAAGAGGUCGCCUCUGAUGUCACUGCAGGUGUCCCCUCUGAAGCCACUUUGGCCACAACCAUCGAACCUGUUGAAGUAAUCAAUCAUGACAUCACAGAAGAUGUUCUCAUCGAGGAUACAUUAGGCGACAUUCCGGGAGUAACUCAAGAGGUUGUGCAGGUGGUUUACACAGAGGUUACUGAGACAACCACCCCAGAGGCUGCAGAGAUGGACACUCCAGGGACGUCAGAGCCAGAAGCUCUAGAAGACGACACGCAGCAAGAGGCUGUGGAGUUCCCACCCGUGACUGAGCCAGAGAUCCCUCUCCAGGUCACAGUCACGAUCACAGAGGCGCCCACAGAAACAGCUGUACAUGCUGAAGAGGUUCUGACUGAGGAAGAUAGUGAGGUUCCACCUGUAGUUACUGCAGAGGACGGUUCACAGGAUGUGGUAGAAGACACUGCAGGGGUUGAGGAAGCUACAGAGCCAGAAGCUACAAGUAAAACAGCAACAGAAAUGACAACAGCAAUCACUGCCCCUGAAGCAACAAUGGAGGGAGCCUUGGAGGUUGACGUAGAGACCACUACCCUGAACGUAGAGAUUGCUACAAGUACUGCAGAAGAGACGACUGCGGGAGUUGUCAUGGAAAUCACUCUGAACCGCACAAAAGAGAUGGCAACAGAGGCUGGUGUUCCAGUCGAUACAACAACAGUGGGAAUUGAGAUCUCGACAGAGCAUGUUGAAGAGAUCAUCUCGGCUACUACAGAGGAAAUAAUUUCUGAAUUUACAGAGGCAGAUCUUAUUGAAGCUGAUAAUACCCCUGGGGCAGUCGAAGAGACGGUACCGGACAUAGCAACAGAAGAUAAAUCAGAAACAGAGCCUGGAACAGCCCCCGAGCAUACCGUUGAAACCAUUCCAGAGACAGAAGAAGAAAUCGCUCCAGUUGAAGUUUUACCGGAAGAAUUUGAGCUUCCAAGUGAGGCCUCUCCAGAAACUGUAGAAGAAGAAGACGAUAAUUCAGAUAAGGACACUUCAGAGGUAGCUGAGAUUAUUCCAACAGCUGUGGCAGUGGACGUAACAAUGACCUCAGAGGUUUCAGAUAAAGAAACUGAUAUGCUUGAAGCUACAGAAGCUGCUGUAGAGAUUUCUCCCGAGUCUCCAUUAGAGAUCGCUCCUGAGCCUGCAGUCGAAGUCACACCCAAGACUGUUCUAGAAGACACUCCUGAAGAGUCACGAGAGGCUGCUGUGGAUGUCAGCCACGAGGUCACUCCUGUGUCAGCCAUUUCUCCAGAUGGGACAGUUGGGAUCGCAGUUGAAGCAAAUAACAAUGGUGCCACUCAGAAAGCCACUGACACAACUACUGUCCUACAAGAAACAAAUUAUGACACAUUUGGAAACCAAGACUUUGAAACAGUAGAGGAGAAUGAAAAUACUAUUGGAAACGAGAUAGAUGAUGUGAAGCUGAGGCAGUUGAGGCCAAUGAAGGACCAGGUGGUGGAACUGAGCAUCAGACUGAAAGGAGAAACCUACAACAAUGCCCUGAGAGAUCCCUUCAGCGUCCAAUACAAACAACUGGCCAAACAGUUUACUGAAAAGAUUGAGGAAGCAUUUGAACGAUUACCAGGGUUCAAGAGUGUCUUUGUUGUUGAAUUCAGACCACAAAAGGACCUUGAAAGGGGUUUGGUCGUGGUCGUCCACUAUGCUGUGACUCUGGAGGUGGAUGCAGCAGGCAUCAGUAAUGAGACCAUGGACUUCAUCACCCUCCAAUCCAACACAGUGGAGAAAAACUUCCCCGACGCUGAAGAGCGUCCCACUGUGGUCUACACCAUCACUGACUUCCGCAACUACAUCACAGAAGCCCUGCACAAGGAGAACUUCAUGAGCAAUACCACUUUGGAUGUAGAUCCAGACUCCUUGCAGCUAGAGAAUGUGGAGAACUUGUUGCCCUCUGGAAAGCCUACAAGUCGACCAGUAGACAGAGAUGAUAACAUGGAUAACAUUCUUGCUGCUGAGAAACCACCUGAUGUUCCUGGACAAGAUCUGGAUAGCAACGACCUCUUCUUGAAAAAGGACGACUUUCUGUUUGACCCGGCUCUGCCCUUUGACCCCUGGAAGGACUCCGGGACCGUGGUGGCGAGUGAAAACGAUGUCCUGAUUCUGGAUGAGAGCACCAUUCUGCCAUCCACAGGGUUUUCUGAUAAGACUCUGGGCCUGAGCUCUACUAAAGUCACCCCUGUUUCUACCAAGAAUCAUGGAAAUAUUGAAGAAGACGGAUUUCUUUUGGGCAACACUUUUACUCAACCCACAAGCACUGAUACUCCCAAUGGGGAUGAUGUGGUUGGAGCUGGAGGCUCCGGCAACUUCUCUGUUGGAGAACCGCAGAUUACCGCAGGAACCGAGGAAGCCCCUAUCUCAGCACCCCCUGGUUCUGACCAAGGAAGCCUCAACGAUCACUUUUUGGAUGCUGGAUCUGGCUCUGGCUUUUCUGGAGAUGGCCAAGGGGUGGAUGUCUGGCCGUCGCUGCCAGUGACAGCCUCAGAGAACGGUGAGUACUUUGAGGAGGUUAUGCCGCCACCGGACACCGAGCCGGAACAAACCGGAGGAGAGGAGGAAGAGGAGGAGUGGGGAGAAGAUGCCACUCCACGUUUCACACAGUACCCAGAGGUUGUGGAUCCGAAGGAGCCUGAGCUGAUGGACUCCAAAGAUUCUGUCCCUCAAACAGGCGACGCCCCAGCUGGAGGGGAACACAAUGAAGAGCCAGAGGUGGAGGAGUCGUACCUGGACAGAACACUCAUCACCCAGGACAUCCGUACCAACCCCCAUUUCAUGACCACCACCCAAGCCCCUGUGUUCUGGACUAUGGAGACCUUGACAGUGGAACUAUCUAUACAAACACUGGAGGCCUCUGGGUUAUAUGAUGAUUACUAUCCCAGUGAAGCGUCCACCGUCAUUGCAUCGACCAUCAACUACCACAUUCCAGAUGCUUACACUAGCCAGGCCCCCAUUUUGAUGGAACCCAUUAAUAUAUCUCAGGAAGACCAUGAAAUCUUAAAGGAACUGCCUGUGAUCACCCCAGGGUCAACUACCCCAGAGGAAACUACCCCAGGGUCAACCACCCCAGGGACAACCAACCCAGGGUCAACCAACCCAGGGUCAACCAACCCAGGGUCAACCACCCCAGGGACAACCAACCCAGGGUCAACCACCCCAGAGACAACCAACCCAGAGACAACUACCCCAGGGUCAACCAACCCAGGGUCAACCACCCCAGGGACAACUACCCCAGGGUCAACCAACCCAGGGUCAACCACCCCAGGGACAACCACCCCAGAGACAACCACCCCAGGGACAACCAACCCAGAGACAACCACCCCAGGGUCAACUACCCCAGAGGAAACUACCCCAGGGUCAACCACCCCAGGGACAACCAACCCAGAGACAACCACCCCAGGGUCAACUACCCCAGAGGAAACUACCCCAGGGUCAACCACCCCAGGGACAACCAACCCAGGGUCAACCAACCCAGGGUCAACCAACCCAGGGUCAACCACCCCAGGGACAACCAACCCAGAGACAACUACCCCAGGGUCAACCAACCCAGGGUCAACCACCCCAGGGUCAACCACCCCAGAGACAACCACCCCAGGGUCAACCACCCCAGAGACAACCACCCCAGGGUCAACCACCCCAGAGACAACUACCCCAGAGGCCACAGAUAGCGCUCUCCCCACAGCUAGUGUUGACUCCUCAGAAGACGUAGCAUCCACUGAGAAGCUAACUACUGUUGAGCCCUUCAUCCUGAAGGACUUGGACACAGACACAACUGUAAUGCAGCCAGUCACAGAGUCAGCAAUCAUUGUGGAUGUGGAGUUGGACACAGUACAAGACUCCAUCUACGACAGGAUCACAUCUACACCCCAAGAUAUUGAGUGGUUCACUGAAAAACCAUUACUUUUGGUGCCACAAAUUGAGGACAUCAAUGAUGAAGUUGAGGUUUUGGAAGAACAAGUGGCUGAGACCCCCCUUGCCCUAAAUGUUGAUUUAUCUGAUGAGGAAUUAACUAACGAUGAAAUCCUUUUCGUUAGUACAGCCACCGCAGCCCCUCUAGUCACGCCAUCCGUGACCGUAAGUCACAGCACCCCUUUCUCACCCGAAAAGGAGUCACCAUUUACACGUGUAUCAGACACUGUGCCUGAAGAAGAAGAUCUCCUGUACCACGAAUCUUCGCACGAGGACAUACUUUCAAAGGAAGAAAAGGAGGGGGUCCAAGCAAGCCCUAUAUCUUUGGAGGAGCCAAGUUCAACGCUUUCUGCAGUUAUCGUAUCGUUACCUUUCUUUCAGCCAACAUUCAGGCCCACAGAAAAACUACCAGAGACAGCUGCACCAACUGAAGACAGAAGCCUCUCACUGGCUGAGCCUGUCGAAGAAAAUACUGAUGUCACCUUUACUGAAGGAACAGAUAUUAUCAUUCCUCAAAGUCCAACCUCCCCUGACCUAAACACGUACAGUCUAGAAGACAGCACUUCAAUACGCAAGAUUCAACCUUCUCUGUCAGGCUCUUCCAACAUGGCACACAACAUCGACCUUACCUUCGAUGUGGUCCAGUAUGACGAGACAGGCUACAUGGAUGGGGACAGCAGUGGGUAUUCCAGUGUUGCUCAAGGCUCGGAUGCAGACAGGAGCAAGGCUCUGGCAGCCAGCCCUGGUCGGGCUUUGAUGGUCUUUUUCAGCCUCAGGGUGACCAACAUGAUGUUUUCCGAAGACCUCUUCAACAAAAGCUCUGCUGAGUACAAAGAACUGGAGCAGAGUUUUCUAGAACUGCUUGUCCCGUACCUACAGUCCAACCUCAGCAACUUCCAGAACUUGGAGAUCUUGAACUUCAGGAACGGCAGCGUUGUGGUGAACAGCAGGAUGAAGUUUUGGAAACCUGUGCCUAGAGGAGUCACCAACGCGGUUUACCUGAUCCUAGAAGACUUCUGUAACACCGCCUACCAAACCAAGAACAUGGCUAUAGACAAGCAUUCACUGGACGUGGAAUCAGGUGACAAAGCAGACCCUUGCAAGUUCCAGGCCUGCAAUGAGUUCUCUAAGUGCAUGGUGAACCGGUGGUCUGGAGAGGCGGAGUGUGUGUGCGACGCCGGCUACUUCAGCGUGGAUAGCCUGCCCUGCCAGAGCAUCUGUGAGGUGCAGGAAGACUUCUGUAUGAACGACGGAAAGUGUGACAUCAUUCCUGGCAAGGGGGCCAUCUGCAGAUGUCGCGUGGGGGAGAACUGGUGGUACCGCGGGGAACACUGUGAAGAGUACGUUUCAGAAUCGUUGGUUGUCGGCAUUGCCUUCGCCUCUGUGGCUGGCUUUCUGUUUUUGGCCGCUGGCAUUGUCUUCUUCUUGACCAGGACACUGAGGGACAGUUAUGACAAGGACGAUUCAGAAGACCCACUACGUCACGGCGACAGCACCCCGUCCUUGGAGCGAGCUACCAAAUACAACCCCAUGUUCGAGAACGACGCCAUGAUGGUCCAGUACUACCGUCGCUAUGACGACGACGGCGGCGCACACCGUGGCGCCGGUGACUCCUCGGCGGACUUCGGCAGUGAGGAUAUACGCCAGGUCUACGAGAACAGUGACCUUAGUAAUCAGGAAAUUCAGGACCGCAUGAGGAUACUGGAGCUGUACACUAAGGAUCGCCAGUUUGCAGACUUUGUACGACAGCACCAAGUAGCCCUGGACCAGCAAGUGAGCUCCUCCAACUAGAACCCUUCGAAGGCCAAAGUUGACGCUUUUAAACCCAAGGAAGCUGCCUUUGUCUUUGGUCUUGAGAAAAAAAGAAUGUGUCUUCGGUUGCCACGGUGAUUCUGACGUCGCACGACGAUUCCAGACAAACUUGUGGACGGAUGGAACAGAGACAUUAAUAAGGACACUUUUGUGCGGAGGAGGAAUCUGGGCUACGCAGUGGGCCGCUAGUUCACGUGACCUGACUUUUUUUUAAAUAAUCGUGGCUGUCAAUACUCACUUUGUUUUUGUAACCAAUGGCUUCCCUUCCUAGUCAGUUUAGGUCUACUCCUUUCGAUGCAGCCAUUUUGAACACACUGCACAUCAUCUCAGCACCGAACAACACAGAAAGCACAGCUUUACAGCUGUCCAGGACUUCUUUAUUUCACCAUGGACACCCUGUCCUCUCUUCCUCCUCCUCAUCCCUCUAUUUCUUCAGUGCCUUCAUUAGGUUCAGUCAUCUUGGAUGGGAUGUUGUGUAAAGAAAAGCAAAAUCACUGUACACAAUUCAACUGUCAUAAUACAUUGUCAUUUAUAGAUAUGUUUUCUGUACACAUCAUCAGCUUUCUGCUUAAUAUACCCGGUCAUAACGGUCACUGUCCCAUUUUGUGUGGUAAACUCCUGCCCACAGCUUGAAAUAUUCUCGGUUUUUGAAACUACUUGAUUCAAAUAUUUAGUAAAAAGAUUUCUAGGUAGUCAUUUGCAUAGAUAGUAUCACCUGAAAUGGGUACAAUGUAUACCUGUCUGUGUUUAGGGAGAGAGUGUUUAUCCAAAUAAGUCAAGUAUUUUGGUUUUAUCCCAAAACCAAUGUAAAGAUGUCCGAUCGAAGGUGUGGUUUCUGAUAUACACACAUUGUGAUCAACAAGUCUUGUUAAAUGUCAGCUCAACCAUGCUUGUCAUUGGUGAGCUCUUCUUUGGUGUGUGCUUAGGAUAAAUAGAUUUUUUUUCUUAGUUGGUCUUCAACAUGUCUCCUUAAACCCAAUGCUUCAGGGUUAAAUGUGUUUCAUGUCUUUGCUAUGGACAUGUUUUGUGAUGUUGUGUUUUUACAUUGUCUUCAAAUAGCUGAGAAACCAAACAAGGCUCUGUAAAGUGUUUCUGGGUUUAGACGGUUCAGAGCAAACACGUGCAAAUGUUUUUUCAGAAUAAAAUGUGAUUAUUUUUUAC